AUUUGGUCAGUAGUUUUUGUUUUGUUUGGUUGCUUGUUUUUUUUUUGUUUUUUUCUCGCAAAGCUCCAAUGGAAAAAUCUAAGAACUUCUGCAUCGACGCGCUCCUAGCGGACGAGGGCACGAGAGUAGGCAGAGAGCUAUCUCCGGGUUUGAGCAGUGAAAGUCCCACCGUGAGUCCUGGGUCAACACCGUCUCCACGCGCCGCGCAGCUCCAGGCCGGGCUCUUGUCCAAACCGGGCGUCCUAAACUUACCGCACGCGGGGAUGUCUGCUCUCCCGGGCCUAUACCCAGCACCCAUGUACCCGCUGUCGGCCUUGAGCACGCAGCACCCAGCCUUCUACAGCGGCUUCUCGCAACUGCAGACUUAUCCAGAGCACCUAAAGGCGGCGGCGCUUGCGGGCUCUCUGCCGCUGGAACACUGGAUCCGCGCCGGAAUCAUGAUGCCCCGAAUCCCGGACUACGGCUCGAGCCCUCAAUCUGGUCUCCUGGGCAAGUGUAGGAGGCCCCGAACUGCCUUUACCAGUCAGCAGCUACUGGAGCUGGAGAACCAGUUCAAACUCAACAAGUACUUAUCUCGACCCAAGCGCUUUGAGGUGGCCACUUCACUCAUGCUGACUGAGACACAGGUGAAGAUUUGGUUCCAGAACCGAAGGAUGAAGUGGAAACGUAGCCGUAAGGCCAAGGAGCAGGCAAGUGCUCCGGGACAGACAGAGACAGAACGGGGGCGUGGGGCAAACAAAACCUCCUCAGACAAAUCAGAGGCAACAAGACGCUCCUCUGACCCUGAUGAUAGAGGCAUCAUCCUGGACUUAGAGGAGGACGAAGAGGAAGAGGAGGAUUAUACUGUUGCUAUGGGCAACGGGAUGCCUAUGUCCACAGACUUUCUGCAGCAGAGCGCAAGCUACAGCCCCCACAGUCCCUUUUUAGAGGACGGGAUGGAUGAGGUGCAAGUGGGGGGCGCAGACCGGAAGAUUGGUGCAGUUCUGUGAAAAUCAAAAGAACAUUACAAAUUCAACAGAGGCUAUGGGGCAUGUGCAAACCCUGAUAGUCAGACUUUUUCAUAAACAUGUUACAGAAGUCAUGUCUGUGCUCUUUGCAUGCUCAAAAAACUCAUCCAUUUCCCAUGUUUACAUUGUGUUUUUGUCUUUUUAAACCGCUGAAUACACUGCACAAAGGUCUCAAAAAUGUAAAAUGAAAAAAGUACAGACCAUUACUGUGGAAUAUUUAAGCAUUUUUCA
Molecule: messenger RNA, 1238 nt
Organism: Periophthalmus magnuspinnatus
Lineage: Eukaryota; Metazoa; Chordata; Actinopteri; Gobiiformes; Gobiidae
Gene: mnx2b
Product: motor neuron and pancreas homeobox 2b
Exons: 3
Coding region: 69-989 (306 amino acids)
Biological process (GO): regulation of DNA-templated transcription; spinal cord motor neuron cell fate specification; neuron projection morphogenesis
Cellular component (GO): nucleus
Molecular function (GO): DNA-binding transcription factor activity, RNA polymerase II-specific; sequence-specific double-stranded DNA binding
Source: RefSeq, a predicted model, not a curated record